This is a messenger RNA of Lactuca saligna, 534 nucleotides long. NCBI's taxonomy places the organism in Eukaryota, Viridiplantae, Streptophyta, Magnoliopsida, Asterales, Asteraceae. The record is from the annotation of a GenBank genome assembly.
AUGACAAUCUCCUUCACUCCAAAAUCAACUUUCUGCAACAAGAUCCCUCCAUUUGAUAAACAAAACUUCUCUACCUGUAAAUCAAAGGCCAUGAAAGCUCUCGAGUUCGUGGACUUUGAUAUGCUCGAUGUCAUCUCUAAAUUUCCUAUCGUUGUUAUGCCUAAAUCAUCUAAUGAUGGUGCAUCUGGUAGUAAGCUGAAAGGGAAAUAUGUCCUUGGAUACACCAAGAAAGAGAAAAGGAUGUUGAAUCUCAAUGAAAACUCAUCGGACGAUGAAGGUAAUUGUCUCAUGGCUAAGUUUGUUGAAUCUCACGCUAACGUUUCACAUGACAACAUUGGGACCCUUGCGGCUGAUCUUUGUCAUGCUGAUAAGGACUUCAAGCCAGAAUGGGAUGAUACCUCAACGUAUCAAUACUCAAUUAGUACUUCUGAACCUGAAGAUCAAUCAAAAUCUUCUACCUCAGAUCACUAUUCAAUGCGUUAUGAUCCUCAUAACAAAGUAGUAUAUGAGCAUACCAUCGAUGACACUUCUUGA